Messenger RNA from Heterostelium album PN500, 8619 nucleotides. RefSeq lists its product as uncharacterized. NCBI's taxonomy places the organism in Eukaryota, Evosea, Eumycetozoa, Acytosteliales, Acytosteliaceae. The transcript has 9 exons. Bases 1 to 8619 code for a protein of 2872 amino acids. The record is from RefSeq and is a predicted model, not a curated record.
AUGGAGCAAUUGAAUUUGAAAUUGAAAUCAACAAAGAUUACAUCUCCAUUCGAUAUGGGAAUGGAGGAUGAAGGAUUACGUCAAUCAAUUAUACAUUUACAAAGAUGGCUAUCAACAGAGAUGAAUAUAGGUACAUUGGUAUACCGUGAGAAAUUGAUAAGUCUUGUAAAAUGUUAUUUAAAGUUGGAAUCACCGUCAAACGAUGAAAUGAAUCAUUGUGAACAGUGGUUACUCAAAGAAAAGUCAAUCUCGAAAUCGAAUCAACAACUCAAAGAUAUCUUAAAUUCGCGUGAACUCAACAUUGAGUUCUUCAUCAAAAGAAAAAAAUAUCAAGAUGCUCUCUCCGUACUCUUGGAAUCUCUAACAAACUAUCCCGAGCAUCUUCAAUUUACAUUAUUAUACUUGGAUUUAUUAUUACUUCAAGAGAAAUAUAAAGAAUUCUUUGAAAUUCUAUUAUCAAAUCAAUCGAAUCAAGUUAUAAAUAAUAUCAAUGGUAAUGAAACUAGUUCUAGUUCUACAAAGAUUAUUAUUAUGAAACCAUUGGUUCAGGUGGAGAGAUUCGAACAGAGUUUGAAAUUUUGGGAGUUUCUCUACGAUCGAUUGCAUCACAAUCUGUGGUUGAACAUGAAAUCACAGUUUGACAAGGCCAAUAUUAAGAAUGGCCAUUUCGUGUCGAGUGUGCUCACCGAGGGACAUGUCGACUUUGAGGUAUUCCACUGCUUGCGAGUCGACGCUCUCGAUCGUGUCAUUCGUUUGUUGCUAUCGAAUCAUUUAAGCGAUCAGACGGCCACCCGUCUGAAAGAGGAUAUCAAGUUGCUCAAGAACCAAGUGCUGAAGCUCGAAUCGAUCGUCGCCAUGUACAGACAGUAUUCCACACCGGUAAGCAGCACACCGGCAUCGCUUCUCCACCAACAACAACAACAGGAAACCAACACCAUUAUCAAUCUCUUCAAAUCGAAAUCGUUCUACUACACCGGUAUCAUCCAAGACUAUCUCCUAUUCAACCACAACUAUGAUACAAAAUCUGGAUUUCCAUUUGAAAAUUAUAUGGAAGCAAUUUCAAUUAAAGUUGGACCAGAAGAAAAGAACUCGCUAAUUCAUAGACAGACAUAUGCUGAGAUUGCAAGACAGUUGGUAUUCUCGCUGAGACAUGCCGAUCAUAAACGAUUCUUUAUACAAUAUUUGAAGGAUAGAAAAGACGAUAUUAUGGCGGAUCACUACUUUGAGCAGUGCUCGCUUCAGAAGCAAGGUUCGAUGUUGGACGUCAAUCAUUUGGAAAAGUUUUUGAUUUCCGAUAUCGAGAGGAACGACUUUAAGUUGCUGGAGGAUGCACCGAAUGAUCUGGGCCGUUUCGUUGUGUUCUCACUCUGGCACAUCAAGCGGUCCACCAACAACUACUCGAUUGUCAUUCGUUGGAUAAGCGAGCUGUUCCAGCCAUUCAUCAGACGUCUGAACGACAUCGAGUCGACAUCGGUCGGUCUCUCGCACAUCUUGGUCUAUGUGAUCAACAUGAUUUUCGAAGCCGACGAAGCAUUAAAACAUCACACUCAAACAGCCACCAACGACUGUCGAGUAUUCGUAGAUCAAAACAUGUUGAUUCCAGCCGCUUCGAAAUCGGGAUUCAACAACAAACUCUGGCAAUCACUAGUUUACUAUUCGAAUCAACAAAAACAACAACAACAACAACAGCAACAACAACAGCAACCAUCAGAAUCAUCAUUGAAAUCAUCAAUGAUGAAAUUAAAAUCAUCAACUUCACCAUCCACCACCAACACAACAAAUUCAUCAUCACUUAAACCACCAAAAGAAAUAUUUUCAAUGACAACCAUUAAGGAGGAUCUAAAGAGUUUACUCUUGAAUGGAAAUGGUUUGAAUUUCGAUGUAUGUCACAGAAUCGCUGAAUCUCUGCCUGCAUUACUUUCGUCACAACCCGACUACAAAUCACUCGAUAUACCAUCACUUCAAAUUAAAUUUUUAACAUUAUCAUUACAAUCCAAAAAAUUAUCAAAGACAACAUUAGAUCAUAUCUACUUUGUACUUGGUGAGAAAUGGAAAGAGAAGAGAGUAUUAAAGAAUGCACUUUCAUAUUUCCUUAAAUCAGAGACACCCAAUGCAUACAUGGAGAUUGUAAAGGUUUCCAAAGAGAUUAUUAAAUUAAAUAUCAACAAUCCUGCUUUUACAAAUGAAAUAUUUCAUUCGUUGUUCCAAAAGAUUCAUGAGAACUUGAAUAAAUGUCAGAAUUUCAAUAUGACCGAUCUCGAGAAACAGAAAAUCGAUUCCACUCAAUUCUUUGAGCAAAUUCAUGAUCUCAGCGAAGAAAUACAUAUUUUAGAACAGCAGUUGGAUUUGGAUAAUAUGUCUUCGUCAUUUAAUAACAAUCGUAGCAGCAGUAGUCUUGUAUUGCCAUCACCAUACAAGCCAACAUCUGGUACUUCAACACCAGUCAACACCACACCACUUAGACUUACAAGAGGUUCUUCUUCAUCGUCUAUAACUUCCACUCCAUCGAUUGCUAGCAACAGUCCAAUUAGUGUCCGAUCACCAUUCCUCGGCAAAUCAUCGACAACCGACCGCAGAGAGAUUCAAACAUCGUUUAGAAACCAAUUGUUCUUGGAGUCGAAAGCAGCAAUGCACCAUGAUUCAUCGGCAUCUAUGACACCAACACCAGACUCGCUUCUUCUCAAUACCAAUAGCUCUACAUCAUUCGGAUCGAUUUCAUUCAAUGGUAAUAACAAUGAUUCUUCAGCGACAUUUGGUUUUAAUAGCCAACCAAAACAAUCAUUGUCAACUACCACCAGUCCAAUCAAAUUUGGCACUUCGGCAACUAAGCAACCGGUAUCAAAUAAAACAACAUCACCAACUACUGCCGCCACACCAAGCACACCACAGACUGUCAAUUUUACAAAACCACUUAAACCUGGACAAUGGCAAUGUGUUUGUUGUGAUAAGGUCAAUGAAGCAAAGCAUUCGAAUUGUGAGUUGUGUUUAAUUCCAAAUCCAGAUCCUCAACCAUUCGUCCCAGAAGUGGUAUCUCCAUCAUCCAAUCUAUCACCAGCAUUUGGCUCCACACCUACACCAGUUCCAGCAGCAACUACUUCCUCUACACCAGUUACCGCACCAGUAUUUGGAGCACCAUCAUCCACCAUGUCAUUUGGAACAUCAACCACCACAUCAGCAUUUGGAACAACAACGACCACACCAGCAUUUGGAUCAACAACCAUACCAACAUUUGGAAAUCCAACACCAACACCAAAGAAAGAGGAGACAUCAUUAUUUGGAAAUCCAACACCAGUAACAAAGAAAGAAGAGAAACCAUUAUUUGGUAAUCCAACAUCAACACCAGCCAAAACAACUGAGGAAGUCAAACCAUUAUUUGGAUCAACAGCUUCAUCUACUACUCCAAUGUUUGGAUCAACAACUUCACCAAAUACAUCAUUAUUUGGUAAUCCAACACCAGCACCAAAGAAAGAAGAGAAACCAUUAUUUGGAAACCCGACACCAGCCAAAUCAAAUGAGGAGGUGAAACCAUUAUUUGGAUCAACACCUGCCGCCACUGGAUUUACACCAUCAUCUGGUGGAUUCUCAUUCAACCCAAGUCAGGCAUCCAAGUCAUCAACACUAUUCCCAGGUGAAUCAAGUAAAGAGGAAUUGAAAGAAGGACAAUGGAAAUGUGCUUGUUGUGAGACUGUCAAUGAAGUUAAUAACAAAACAUGCAAUAUCUGUAUGGUUCCAAAUCCGACAUCAGCAAAGACCUCACCAUUAUCACUCUUUGGAAAUCCCACACCAACACCAAAGAAAGAAGAGAAACCAUCAACAACCUCAUCAACAACACCAUUAUUUGGUAACCCAACACCAGCCAAACCAACUGAGGAGGUGAAACCAUUAUUUGGAUCAACACCUGCCGCCACUGGAUUUACACCAUCAUCUGGUGGAUUCUCAUUCAAUCCAAGUCAAGCAUCCAAAUCAUCAACACUAUUCCCAGGUGAAUCAAGCAAAGAGGAAUUGAAAGAAGGACAAUGGAAAUGUGCUUGUUGUGAAAAUGUCAAUGAACUUAAUAACAAAACAUGCAAUAUCUGUAUGGUUCCAAACCCAGCAUCAGCAAAGACCGCACUCUUUGGAAACCCGACACCAGUACCAAAGAAAGAAGAGAAACUAUUAUUUGGUAACCCGACACCAGCCAAACCAACUGAGGAGGUGAAGCCAUUAUUUGGAUCAACACCAGUCGCAACUGGAUUUACACCAUCAUCUGGUGGAUUCUCAUUCAACCCAAGCCAGGCAUCCAAAUCGUCAACACUUUUCCCAGGUGAAUCAAGUAAAGAAGCGUUGAAAGAAGGACAAUGGAAAUGUGCUUGUUGUGAGAAUGUCAACGAACUGCAAAAACCUCACUCUUUGGAAAUCCAACACCAACACCCAUCGACUCCACCUGUUGAAAAGAAAGAUACAUCGUCAUUAUUUGGUAAUCCAACACCAGCACAAAAGAAAGAAGAGAAACCAUUAUUUGGAAAUCCAACACCAGCCAAACCAACUGAGGAGGUGAAACCAUUGUUUGGAUCAACACCUGCCGCCACUGGAUUUACACCAUCAUCUGGUGGAUUCUCAUUCAAUCCAAGUCAAGCAUCCAAAUCGUCAACACUAUUCCCAGGUGAAUCAAGUAAAGAGGAAUUGAAAGAAGGACAAUGGAAAUGUGCUUGUUGUGAAACUGUCAACGAAGCUAAUAACAAAACAUGCAAUAUCUGUAUGGUUCCAAAUCCAACAGCUGCAAAAACCUCACUCUUUGGAAAUCCAACACCAACACCAUCGACUCCACCUGUUGAAAAGAAAGAUAUAUCGUCAUUAUUUGGUAAUCCAACUCCACACGUGAAGAAGCCUGAUGAAAAGAAAGAAGAGAAACCAUUGUUUGGUUCGACAACACCAUCUACUUCUUCAUUCUUUGGUAAUCCAACUCCACCAGCCAAGCCUGAUGAAAAGAAAGAUGAGAAACCAUCAUCAUUAUUUGGAUCAACAACUUCUCCACCUUCAUCAUUAAUAUUUGGAAAUCCAAAUCAAUCCAAUAAUCUCUUUGCAUCACCAAGUAAUACUUCUAAUAUAUUUGGAAAACCAGGAACAACAACCGACGCUCCUAUAGUUUUCAACUUUGGUAAAGAUAGUGAUGACGAUAAUAAUAGUGAUGACGAUGACGACGAAGAGGAAGAGAGUUUCAACAAGCAGCAAGAAGAUGAGUAUACUGAUGAAGAAGCUUAUGAGAAUGGUGAUGAUGAUGAUGAAGAAGAUGACCAAGAUGAUGAAGAAGAUCAAGAUGAAGAAGAUGACUAUGAUGACCAAGAUAAUGAUUCUUAUCAAGAUCAACAAGAAGAGGAAGACGAGAGUGAAGAGGAGGAAGAUCAGCCACCAAGCUUCAUUGUUGAAGAACCAAGAGCUAAAGUCGCAGUUUCAUUCGGUAGCGUUGAUACCCCUAAUACUCCUCCAACCGGUAAUGUUUCAUCAAAACCUCAACAAUCAGUCUUUGGAAAUCCAUCAACCUCAGUUUUUGGAGGUGCUCCCACAGCUUCUACAUCUUCCGUUUUUGGUGGAUCUACUUCUGUCUUUGGCAGUCAAACUACUCCUGCAUCCAAUUCAACACCAUCAACAUCAUCCGUUUUUGGAAGCAGUGGAUCCUCUGUAUUCGGAAACAAUCAACCAACACCCGCAGCCAACACAUCUGUAUUCACCCAAAACGCUCAACCAACAGUAUUUGGUAGCACUUCUGCUUCAGUAUUUGGAGCUAAGCCCGUCACAUCGGUAUUUGGUAGCAGUCCAGCUUCCACAACACCUGCUGCCGCUUCAACAUCAUCGGUAUUUGGUACAAAUCCAACACCUUCUACCGCUCCAACAUCAUCCGUAUUUGGUGGCAGUCCAACUCCAACUAAACCAGCUGCCCCUACAUCAGUGUUUGGCAAUGCUCCUACAUCAUCUGUAUUUGGUAACCCAACUCCAUCAACACCAGCUGCCCCUACAUCAGUGUUUGGCACUGCUCCUACAUCAUCGGUAUUUGGUAAACCAGCUGCUGCACCUACAUCAGUAUUUGGUAAUCCAACUCCAACAAAACCUGCUGCUGCACCUACAUCGGUAUUUGGUACAAGUCCAACAACACCAUCUACCUCAGCAUCAUCAAUAUUUGGUAACCCAACUCCAUCAACACCCGCUGCACCAACAUCAGUAUUUGGUAACCCAACCUCACCAACACCUGCUGCAGCAUCAACAUCAUCGGUAUUUGGUAAAAGUCCAGCGACACCAUCUACUUCAGCAACAUCUGUAUUUGGAACACCAGUAUCAACAGCAAAUAUCAUGAUCAACACCACACCAAAACCAACAAUCUUGUACUCUCAAUCAGAUGAUGACAUCGAAGAAAAUAAAACAGCUUUUGGCGGUGCACCCUCUUCUGUUCUUGGAAAGCCAGUCACCUCUAUCUUUGGAAGACCAUCAACUCCUCAGACGAUCUCAAUUUUCGGUGGUGACAACAAAGCAACAGAGCCAUCCUCUGCUCCAACUUCUGUUUUCGGACCAUCGGCCUUUGACAGACCAGCCAAGAAGCCAGUCGAACCAGUCACACCAUUCCAACCUUCAAACGACGACGUCGAUUCUCAGGCAUCUCUAUUCAACGGACCUCCACCUAAAGCUCAACCUACCCCUCAGUUUACUGAAACAAAGCAACCAUCUCCACAGAAUACAUCUUCAUUGUUUGGAAGUGAUUUCUCAUCUUCAAUGACUGCUCCAUCAUCAUCAUCAAGUACACAAAGCGAUGAUGACGAUGACGAUGAUGAUAAUGUAAAGGAAGAUACUACAACCAUUUCUACACCAAUAGUUUUAACGUCCUCAUUCUCGUUUAAGCCAGCAACCUCAACAACAGAAGAGAGUAAACCAACUUCAUCUGGUGGUCUUUGGUCAAACAACAGUGGAUCAAGUUGGACAUCAUCAUCAUCACCAUUUAGUGCACCAUCAUCGACAUCGACAUCAGCAUUCAAUGCAUUCGGAUCAUCGUUUGGAACUACUUCACAAUCUAUGUUUGUGCAUCAACAACCAGCAGAAGAUACUGAAAAGGUCAAAGCUGAAGAAGUAGAGAAAACAAAAUUCUCUGAUCCAAAGAAAGGUUAUGUAUUUGGAUCUACUUUUGGUACAACUAAAUCAGAUGAAACAACUAAAUUUGCUUCUCCUGUCGUCGCACCAUCAAAAGAACAAAAACCACAAGUUAACACAGAGAAGAUUGAAGAAAAGGGAUCUGAGGUAGUUACAGAGGAUAAACCUGUUGUUGAAGAGUCAAAUAAGGUCGUUGAGAUAGAUGAAGAAAUAGCCUCACCCGAUACCACCACCACAACAACAACCAAUAAUGUAGUGUCUAAUCCAGAGACAGCAAACACUACCGAUGUCGAAGAGAACAAAGUUGAACAAGAGGUAUCUUCCACUGAUGUAUUAUCAUCACAAAACGUUAUUGUAGAAUCAGAUGAUGAUAUCGAUACUCCAGAAACAACAACUACAGAUGUAUCAUCGCACAAUGUAACCGUAGAAUCAGAUGAGGAAAUCGAUACUCCAGAAACAACAACAACUACAGAGGUAUCAUCACAUAAUGUAACUGUUGAAUCAGAUGAAGAUAUCGAUACUCCAGAGACAACUACCACUACAACCAACACUGAAGUGGGAUCAAUAGACAAAUCAAAUAUUGAACAAAGCACCAAGUUAGAACCAGAGGUACAACCACACAGUGUUAUUGUUGAAUCAGAUGAUGAUAUCGACACUCCAGAGACAACUACCACAACCACAGACACACCAUCACAUAGUGUGACCGUAGAAUCAGACGAGGAAAUCGAUACUCCAGAGACAACUACCACAACCAACACCGUUGAAGCUAACACCAAUGUAGAGCCAGAGGUUAUCACCACAGAUAUAUCAUCACACAAUGUAACUGUUGAAUCAGAUGAAGAUAUCGAUACUCCAGAGACAACUACCACUGGAGUGGAAUCAAAAGUAGAAACAAAUGUUGAAGAAAAUAUCAAAUUGGAACCAGAGGUUCAACCACACAGUGUUACUGUUGAAUCAGAUGAUGAUAUCGAUACUCCAGAGACUACCACUGUCAACACCAAUGUUGAAGAAUCAUCCAGUACAACAGUUGUAGAUCCAUCUAGUAUUGUUGCAACAACUGUCACUGUGGAAUCAGACCAAGAAGAAGAAGAUGACUCAGUCAACAUAACAGAAUCUAACGAUUCCGGUGAUUCACAAGCAAAAAAAGAAGAGAAACAAGUCGAUCCUUAUGACGAGUGUAAAGUUAAAUUUGACCCAUCGCUCUUUGUCAACACACCAGAGAAGAAACAAACCCUCCAAUCGCCACACAUUGGACUUGGAUAUGCACUCGGCGGAUUUUCAUCGCAACUUCAUAUACACCAAAAAGAUAUGUCACAUUCUCAAAACAAAUCAUUUACCGAUGACAACACCGAUAAAGAUGAACCUACCAGCUCUGAUCCAUCAUCGCUUUCAUCCGAUUAUUUACCUACAGGUGAAUUCAAUCCAUUUGUAAACUCUGGUUCAAACCUCCCAGAGACAAGUGGUGAAUCGGAAGUGAAUGGAAAUACUGAUUCCUCUUUAGAAUAA